CUUUUCCAUCACCCCAAAACCCCUCGCAUUCCAAACCCAAGGCCUAGGAUCUUCGUGUGAGGUCAUCCUUCUUAUCUGUAACCCAACAACUACCCGAAAAACACAAAUCAUCAACCAGAAUGGCUUCUCAACCCAACCCCAAGGCUUUCCCUUUGGCCAACGCCCAGCUCACCAACCAGAUCCUCGACUUGAUCCAGCAGGCGCAGCACUACAAGCAGCUCAAGAAGGGUGCCAACGAGGCUACCAAGACCCUCAACCGAGGUAUCUGCGAGUUCAUCGUCAUGACUGCCGACGUCGAGCCCAUCGAGAUUGUGCUCCACCUUCCCCUCCUCUGUGAGGACAAGAACGUGCCCUACGUCUUCUUGCCCUCCAAGACUGCCUUGGGCAGGGCUUGUGGUGUCUCUAGGCCCGUCAUCGCUGCUAGUGUGACCACCAACGAGGCUAGGGAGCUGAACGCUCAGAUCCAGGCUGUCAAGGUGAGUUUUCUACACGUUUUGAUGUAGGGUAGAAGGCUGAUGAAAUUUGUAGAACGAAAUUGAGAAGCUCCUCAUCUAAGUUUUCGACUUGUCUCUGGCGUCAUGAUGGUGUGGCGAAAAGAAGUAUUUGAGACUUUAGCUAGUCUUGAUGCACAUUCUGUCUACUCUAG
Molecule: messenger RNA, 646 nt
Organism: Cryptococcus amylolentus CBS 6039
Lineage: Eukaryota; Fungi; Basidiomycota; Tremellomycetes; Tremellales; Cryptococcaceae
Product: ribonucleoprotein-associated protein
Exons: 2
Coding region: 120-503 (127 amino acids)
Biological process (GO): ribosome biogenesis; mRNA splicing, via spliceosome; maturation of SSU-rRNA
Cellular component (GO): nucleolus; U4/U6 x U5 tri-snRNP complex; precatalytic spliceosome
Molecular function (GO): RNA binding
Source: RefSeq, a predicted model, not a curated record